ACGCCUUAAAGGGCCCGCGCCCCCCGGGGCGAUGCGGCCGCGCCGCCGGGUGCGGGCCCGGCCGGUGGCCGCAGCAUGAGCCGCUGCGCGGGGCUGGGCCGCGCGGGCCUCGCGCUCGGCGUCACGUCGUGCGCCUGCCUCCUGCUGCUGCUGCCCCGCGCCGCCCCGCCGCCGCCGCCCGGCCCCCGCCCCGGGCCCGCCCCCGCCCGCCGCCACCCCGGCCCCGGCCCCGGCCCCGGCCCCACGGCGCGCCCAGGCCAGGCGGCGGCCGAGAGCGGCGCGGGCGCGGGCCGCGGGGAGCGCCUGGCGCUCGCCGACAUCUUCAUCGCCGUCAAGACCACGCGCCAGUUCCACCGCUCCCGCCUCGACCUGCUGCUGCGCACCUGGAUCUCCCGCGCGCGCGCCCAGACCUUCAUCUUCACGGACUGGGAGGACCGCGAGCUGCGCCUGCGAGCAGGCGACCGCGUGAUCAACACCAACUGCUCCGCCGUGCACACGCGCCAGGCCCUGUGCUGCAAGAUGUCCGUGGAGUACGACAAGUUCCUGGAGUCCGGGCAGAAGUGGUUUUGCCACGUCGACGACGACAACUACGUGAACCCCCGGGCGCUCCUGCGCCUCCUGUCUGCCUUCUCGCACAGCCAGGACGUCUACGUGGGAAGGCCAAGCCUGGACCACCCCAUGGAGGCGGCGGACCACGCGCGGAGCGACGGAUCAACCACCGUGAAGUUCUGGUUUGCCACCGGCGGGGCAGGGUUCUGCAUCAGCCGGGGCCUGGCCCUGAAGAUGAGCCCCUGGGCCAGCUUGGGCAACUUCAUCAGCACUGCGGAGAGGGUCCGUCUGCCCGACGACUGCACCAUCGGCUACAUCAUUGAGGGGCUGCUGGACGUGAGGCUGCUGCACAGCCCCCUGUUCCACUCCCACCUGGAGAAUCUGCAGAGGCUGCAAGGCGAGGCAGUGCUGCAGCAGGUCACCCUGAGUUACGGAGGCCCCGAGAACAAGCACAAUGUUGUGAGCGUGGGAGGAGCGUUCGGCCUGCAGCAGGAUCCAACGCGAUUCAGAUCUGUUCACUGUCUCCUCUACCCUGACACUACCUGGUGCCCGUCUAAGAAGACUCUGUGACUUCUGGCUUGUCUCUGACAGCUGGUGCCUUACCUGCCCUGCACGAAACCGGGCAGGCCCAGGCUGAGAUCAGUACAUCGCUUCCUGGGCAGGUGCACAAAGCAGUCUGCAGCAGCGCCGCCUUCCCCUCAAGCCACGUGGGGGGAGAUGUCACCUGGAGCCAUUCGGACGCAAAGCUCUCCCGCUCCUGGCCCCGUGGUCUCAGCUCUUCAUGUUGUGCCAGGCUGGGGGGCACCAGUCCCGUCCACCCUCCAGAAAGGCAGUGGAGGGGAACGCAGUACCAGGAAGCGCAGCAGUGGCACUGCCAGCGUGGGAGGGCUCCCAUGCAGGAGGGAAGGGCGGGGUUUUCAUUUAGGCCCAGGGUCUGCGCCCUAGCAGGAAGAGCCAGAGACCUCUCAAAGCCCAACGCCAGCCCUGGUGCAGGCACGGCUCGGCAUCGGAAGUACUUGGCGCGAGCUCUCCGCUCGGCCCCUCGGCUCUGAAGUUUGAGCCUGGCCCGUGGAGGCUGCCUGCUGUAUUGGUGGGUCCUGUGGCAAGCUGCCGGGCCUGAGCUGUUUGGUCUCUGCUCAGUUGUGCCUGGGUGGCGGGGAAACGCCGGCUGCUGCGCUCCCCAGGCCCAGGGCCUGCCCGCGGUUCAUUUUCUCCAUGUUGCCCAUACACUUGUAAGAGGCUUCUGGGGCCUGACAGACCUCCCCUGGCUUCCAGCCCUGGGAGCAGCAGAGGGGCGGGUAGGUGCCCAGAGCUGCCUCCCCCUGCCGUCCGCGCUUGCCCCCCUGUGGGCGUGGGGCAGGAACGCGGCGGGCCCAGCUGCCCCACGGCCCUUGGCUUCCCACCGGGUUCGAGGGCUGAGCCUUGGCUUCCUGCAGCGAAGCGGCCCAGCUCUGCGUCGCCCCGUGGCUGGACUCAGCCCUGGGCAUGGGCUCCGCCUUGUUUGGGGCUGGACGUGCGGCACGGGCAAGCGGGGGCCUGGCUGCAGUGGGGGCGGAGGGGAGCAGGGCCAGGCACAGGCCUGGUGCCCUUGUCGGGAAGCGGUGUGGCCCCCUCCCUGCCCCUCAAUAAACGUAUUUAAGAGCC
Molecule: messenger RNA, 2193 nt
Organism: Alligator mississippiensis (American alligator)
Lineage: Eukaryota; Metazoa; Chordata; Crocodylia; Alligatoridae
Gene: RFNG
Product: RFNG O-fucosylpeptide 3-beta-N-acetylglucosaminyltransferase
Exons: 8
Coding region: 76-1119 (347 amino acids)
Biological process (GO): regulation of Notch signaling pathway
Cellular component (GO): membrane
Molecular function (GO): O-fucosylpeptide 3-beta-N-acetylglucosaminyltransferase activity
Source: RefSeq, a predicted model, not a curated record